CUUACAUUCCUUAUUUUCAUAUCUUCGUUUUCCUUUCAAGACUUCCCUUCGUGUUUGUCUUAUAGCAUUAGCAUCGAGGAAAAUACAUGGGAUAGUUUAGUGCUUUGGACAAUGUAACCAAAGUUUCUAAUUUUGGACCCUUCCUUUGCGGAAACUCCCAAUCCAUGGCCUCUCACACGAGAAUUUUCCUCCAUAUUCAACACUUUUCCUUGCUGUCCAAAACCUGCACUUUACCCCUAUCAAUUAUGCCAACAUUUUUUUCCUUCCGUUAGAGAAAAAAGAAAAAAAACAGAAAAAACAGAAAAAGGGAAUACCCCCAAUCAAAUCUGUUUCACGAGUUGCAAUUUCAUCAAAUCUGUCCCAUUAUUAUUUUUUUCUUUUUUGUAUUUUCUGGGACAUUUUUCAUGGCUCUUUGUUGAUCCCAAAUCCAGGUUCUUACCCUGUAAUGCAUCAUCAAGAACUAUAGUUCCUAAAGGUAAGGCUGCAAAUCUUUUGAUUAGUUCAGCAACCGUUUCUUGAAUCCCCUGGGAAAAUUUCUGUUGAUUUCUCCAAACAGGGCCGUUUUCUCCAUGGCCUAAUUAUACGAUUACCUGAUGAUGCAUUACAAGAAUCAGCAACUUAUAUAUAGCCAAGAAGAAUUUUUCUUUUCAAUUUCUUGGAUGAAUCGAAUCAAUUAUAGACUCUGUUCUUCCAUGAUCACCUUCAUUCCUUCACUCUGCCUCUUGGGAUUCAUUCAAUUAUGCAUUAGGAGGUCGGGAUUCUUGUAAAAAAAAUGGCAUACCCUAUUAGCUCGACGAGGUCUCAGUCAAUGUCCGUUUCCCAAUCUUCUUCAUUAUCACAAAGAUUAACAACCGAUGAUCCGGUGACAUCGAAAAAUCCUCAGAGCACGGUAACAUGCAUUUACCAGACGCACAUUGGCGGGUCUUGGCGAAACGUGACGGUUUUGUGGAGCAAGAAUUUGAUGAAUCAUUCCCUUAACAUAACUGUAGAUAGCGUAGACAGUGAAUUUCCCCAGAGUUGCAAAAUUGACUUGAAACCCUGGCAUUUCUGGGCUAAAAAAGGGUACAAAACGUUCGAGGUCGACGGGAAUCAACUCGACGCGUACUGGGAUCUCCGGUCGGCCAAAUUCUCCGGUUCCAGCCCGGAACCCUGUUCGGAUUUCUACGUAGCCCUGAUUUCCGAGGAGGAAGUGGUGUUGUUAUUAGGGGAUUACAAGAAAAAGGCGUAUAAACGGACAAAAUCGAGGCCCGCGCUGGUGGACGCGGUGUUGUUCUUCAAGAAAGAGCAUGUUUUUGGGAAGAAAUCGUUUUCCACCAGGGCGAAAUUCGAUCACAGGAAGAAAGAACACGACAUAGUUGUCGAAAGCUCGACGUCGGGACCCCGCGAUCCCGAAAUGUGGAUCAGCAUCGACGGGAUCGUGCUGAUCCACAUAAGGAAUUUGCAGUGGAAAUUCAGGGGGAAUCAAACGGUGUUGGUGAAUAAACAGCCGGUCCAGGUGUUCUGGGAUGUGCAUUCAUGGUUAUUUUGUAGCCCAGGAUCAGGGCAUGGAUUGUUCAUAUUUAAGCCAGGGCAAGCAGAACAAGGAGGAGGAGGAGAUAGUAGUGACAAAGACAGCAAUUGUACUGGGGAUAGUAAUAGCAGUGCAGCCAGUGCUGAUAGCCGGUAUUAUUCUACACAAAGCCAUUCAAAAGGUUCACCAUUUUGCCUUUUCUUGUAUGCCUGGAAGAUCGAAUGAGAUUAUUAUUAGUCUUGAAGAAGAAGAAUGUUUCAUGUUGUUCAAUAUUGGAGAGAGGCUAAUUAAAGGAAAAAAACAAGAAAGGGUAUACAGAGAUAUUUGUUGCAGUUGCCUGUAUUAUCUGAAUAGAGCAUGUUUUACAUUGGGUUUAAUUCAUCCAGUUUGAUGCUUAGUUGUACUUGUAAAACUAUUCACUGUAAUAUUUGGGUCAUUUCUGGCGAUCGACUGUCUAAAACUGUUCCAAGUAUAAAGAUCUCUCUGUCUUGGCAUCC
Oldenlandia corymbosa var. corymbosa is the source of this 2007-nucleotide messenger RNA. Lineage: Eukaryota; Viridiplantae; Streptophyta; Magnoliopsida; Gentianales; Rubiaceae. The record is from the annotation of a GenBank genome assembly.